UUUAGUACGAAAUUUGCACGUUAAAAACACGUUUUUCAUUAUAUUUUUAACAGACAAAACUGUUACAGUGUAAAAAUGUCGGUAAAAGUAAUAUCUGCCUCACCGAACUGGUACUGCAGCAAAGUCGCCGACAGUAAUUCUUCGGGAAUUCUUGUUUUCGGUGCGCGCCACGACGUGUAUGUUUUCGGAUGUGACCAGUAUCCGCCGACAUUUAAAUCUGUAUUUGUUGGUCAUAAAGAGAAAUUGACAGCGUUGACAUUGUGUGAACAUGAAGAAUAUGUAAAGAUGUGUUGCAGUGCAUCUGAAGAUGGGGCUGUCAAACUCUGGAAUGUGGAAGAUAAUGUUGUGAACCUUGAGCAUUCUAUACAUUCACACAAGGUAACCUGCAUUUGUUGGUCAUUAGAACAAACAGAUCUGAUUGUGUCAGGAGAUGAGCACGGAACUGUGGGUGUUUGGCAGUUUGACAGUAACAAACAAGCAGCACAUAGACCAGAUAAAGGAGCUAUACUGUGUAUGGCAGCUUCACCAUACAAAGCUGGAGUGGUUGCCAUUGGAUACAAGACUGGUCAGAUUGCACUGAUAGAUGUAAAAAGGGGUGGUGUGAUAGUUUCCCGGCUUCGAGGACAUGAUGAGGAAAUAUAUUCACUGGCAUGGUGCCCAGUCCCCGGAGAGGACUACAGACCGUCACAGACUAGUGAAGAUAUAACUGACCUAGAGUCAUUCGGUGUUGAAGAGUCAUGGAGGAAGAAGCCUCAAGCUACAGUGAGUGAAGACAGUUUUGGUACAGAUGGUUGGUUACUGGCUUCCGGCAGUAAAGAUAAAACUAUCCGUAUAUGGAGCACAAGCCGGGCCAGACAACUGUCUGUUUUAAAGCUACCUGCCCCAGGUCGUCGAGAGAGGGCAGAUGAUGGUGGUAAAACGCGUGGUUGGUUGACAAUGUGCUGGUUACCACAUACCCCACAGAAUAUUGUGUCAAGCUCUUUGAGUGGAGACAUCCUGUUGUGGAAUAUUACAAAAGAUGGUAAGGAGAAAUGUCAGGGUCUACAUGCCCCAGGAAAGGGUCACUCUAGGUUUGCCUUCAAUUUGUGUCUCCUUGGAAGUGAAAAGACAAUAAUGUGUUCUACAUCAAUGGAUAGACAGGUAUUUUUCUGGGACAUGAAGCUGAAGUGUCAGGUGGGAACUAUGCCAACUUUUGGUGGAUACCUGUAUGUGGCUAAAACUUCUCCAUUUGAUCCAGGUCGACUAGCUCUGGGUAUUGGAGAUACAACAAUAAGACUGUUGAACCUGAGAUCGUCAUCUGAUUGGUUUGAAAUGACACAAUUAUGGCAGGGCAUCAGAGCUAAAGUUACAGCUUUAUGUUGGCAUCCUGCCAAAGAAGGUUUGCUAGCAUAUGGUACAGAUGAUGGACGUGUUGGAAUCUAUGAUACACUCUCAAACAAACCUCCACUAAUAUCUACUACCUACCAUAGAAGAACGGUGUAUGUGGUAACUUGGGGUCCGCCAUCUAAGUCAACCGUUGACCUGAAUGUAUCUACUCAUGGUUACCAUGUAUACAGCUGCGGAGAUGGGAACAUUCUAGAACAUCUGCCAAAGAAACUGGACAAGGAGGCAGUAUCUGUUGGGAAACUGAUACACACCUCUAACCCUACAUACAGGGCUGGCACAAGAGUUCCAACAAGAAGUGAGAUAUGUUGGAGCCCAGAUUUCUCUGUUGUUGCAGUUGGAAAUGAUGAUGGGACUGUUGAGGUAUACAGUGCAGGAGAUUUUGUAUUGAAGGCAAUAAUCCAGGUUCACCAUAAACUUGUCAACUGUGUUCUCUGGCAUCCAACAGUUACCAUGGCAUCACCUAAUGGCUCACCAUACAAGUUCUACCUGGCUCUUGGCUCCAAUGAAUCAUACAUCUGUGUGGUGGAUCUAAGCAAUGUGUUUGAAGGUGAAGAGAAACAGGAACCGUUACAGAUAACUGAAAGUUGGAGAAGACUCGAGGGCCAUUCGAGCCGGGUAACAGGCCUGGCCUGGAGUCCACAUACAGAUGGAUUUCUCGUAUCUGUUUCAUAUGAUGGAAAUGCUUUGGUGUGGAAUGUGACAGAUAAUGUCAUACUUGCUUGUUACAACGGACAUCUAGGCAAAUUGUUGUGUUGCCAGUGGAGUGGCCUUGACCCUGGAGAGGUCAUCACUGGGGGAGAUGAUUUCAGUGCCCAUAUUUGGCAGAUCAAAGAUCAUCCAGUGAGACCAGGACAGCUCGACACAAAGAAAAAGAAGAAAAAAAAAAUUGACAAGUUUAAAUCUGAGUCACCAGCAAGUAUUGACAGUGUUACCAUGGAAACAAAUGACAAUGUCAGCAUCACAGUAGAAGAUCAAGACGACAUAGAAAAACUGCUUGAAGAAAAGAGGAAGGAAUUGAUGGCUAAAGAUAUAAAGGUGGAUACAAAGGACAUUUGCAGUGAAGGGGGCGAUGCUUCUACAACAGUUCAAGAUGUAUCGGUGGUACAGAAAAGGGAGGUUAAAGUUUCUAGACAGAAAACAGACAAGUCUGAGAGCACUCAAAGAAGAAAGCAAAAGCUGAAGUCAAUGUUCCCGGAAACAAACAAACGAGACAAUCGAGGAAAGCAGUAUCUAUUGGAUGAUCUUGUUACACUGGCUAAACUGAUAUAUGGAGACAAAGAUUUCUUGGAAUCAGGACAGGAUGUUACUCACUUGGGACUGUUUUUAGACAGAAGAGCAACCUUUGCUUGUCUGGCAGUAGAAGGAGAACACCACCGUAACAAUGAGAACAUGGACUAUUUCUACCAGUUAGAAAUCUGGAAGGGCAAUAUCAAUGGUGCAUUACGUGUUGCUAGGCAACGUGAUGAACUCUCCGACUGGUUAGUUGCUAUGGCACCAAUGGCUUCAUUUGACACUUGGACAUCAGUGUGUGAAGAUUACGCUGUCCAGCUAGAGUCAGACGGACAGUACCACAAAGCAGCAAGCUACUUCCUGGCAUGUCACAAGGUGUACGAGGCAAUCAGGCUCUUCAAGAGGCAUAAACUGUUCAAGGAAGCAAUUGCAUUGGCUAAAGCAAGAUUGUCUCCCUUGGAUCCAGCUCUGGAGGAGUUGUACACCUUAUGGGCUCAACAACUGACUAAAGAUGGAAACUAUGAACAAGCUGCUAAAUGCCACUUGGCUAUGAAGCAGGUGCAGGACGCAGCCAAACUGUUGGCACGUCGAUACGACCAGUCAAGUUUACGUACAGCGGCCCAUAUCUCCAUGAUAGGCAAUGACAAACAACAGGGACUGAUGUAUACACAGAAAGUUGUACAUCAACACCUGCUGCAGCAAGAGUGGAAGAAAACGUAUGAAUUCCUCAGAAACAAGAAAGAUCUUCAGGUAUACCUGGCAACAAGCAGUAUGCACGAGAUGUUGUGUUGUGAACUAGAUACGCUAGGGAUACAUCCAGUAAGUCACGAUAUGCUGACCAAAUGGGACCAACAAGAUACCCAUAAAAUACAAUUACCAGAUUUCAUCCUUGAUCCCGGAGAUGUUAGUAGUCUAUCACCAUGGCAACUGCACUUGAUCAGAGGUCAUACAUUUCCUCACCAUGUUUUACGCAUCUGGUACAGCCAUUUUGACAUCGCCAUGGAUACCACUAGUGUUGAGGACAUGUAUAAAACAUUAUGUCUGUUGCAUGCUGGGAGACAAUCACAGGUUGAAUUACCUCAAAUCCUAAUUCAAGUGUGUACAGAUCUGACGUUAUGCAUGUUGUCUUUGAUGAUGUCGGAGACACCAACAGCAAUGUCACAUCUUCUGCAAGCUGUUGGCAGUCUACAUGAGGCAGGACAUUUACAUGUGUUGCAAGGCAUUCUCAGGCUCUUCCUGCCACAGGGACCAAAGUACAUAUUGAAGUUACAGCAGGAAGUGACUGCAAUGAGAGUGAUGAUCAGUAUGGAUACGCAUUCCCACGUUGACGGAGCGUCAAAAGUUCACACGAUAAAACGCUAUCUUUCUGAACACAAGGAUGAGAGUUUCAUAAACACUAGCAGUCUCAGAUGUAGAGAACUUGACUGUCUGAGAGCUUACUACUAUGUGGCUAUUCUUAACUUCUUAAAGGAGAGCUGUUUUCUAGGGGAAGCAACUAAGUCAGGUGAUCCUAAGGUUCAUGUAGAUGAAAGAGAAAGACUUGAUUCUGGUACAGUAGGAAAUAUUCCAGGAGAUUUGACUAAAUAUACUGUUUACUCUAGUCUGGAUGAAAACGCUAAUGCAGAUAGUGUAUUGAAGACGGAGGAUAUAGAAAAUGCUAAUGUAGAAUUGGAAGAUGAUAACAAAAAAAGUGGUAAUGGAAAAGCUAAAUCAGGUGAUUCAGAACUUACUGACAAUACAGAAGUGUUGAGGGUAGAUCUCCCUAAAUUAGACAAUACAGAAACCAGUGGGAAAAAAUCAGACAACAAAAAUGAUAAUGAAAACGACAAUCAAAUGGUAGUGAAAUCAAAACAUGAAGCCAAAGUUGAAAAGGUUAAUAAUACAAAAUUCAGCAUUAAACAGACUAGAUCUCAGUUAAGCCCGGUGUUAAAUGUGAAUCACUACUCCAUAACAGUAGGACAGUUGUCUCAGCUUGCUCAGGGUGUAUUGUGGGACCUUCAAGCAAAAAGAUAUGCAUUAACAGAGACUUUAGGUUACAUCCAUAAGGCCAUAUCACAGCUGCUUUUGUCAAAGAACACACAACCAUCCGAAGCAGCUGAACCAGGUUCUAAAGAGAAAAAUGAAAGAAGAAACUCUGGAGAAAAUGAAGAUGGCCGAUCAGAAGAAACACCUGAAAAUGGAGCAAGCGGAGUUGAUAUUGGUGCAAGAGAAAAGUCGGAUGGUAGUAGUGCAACAAAUCCAGAGAAAAGUUCUACAGACAAUCAUACAGUCCCAGAAGGUGCCGUUGCCAUGGCAACAGAGAUGUCUUUCAGAAAUGACAAUCAGAUGAAUACCGGUUCAGUAUUGGACACAAAUAUGCAUACAUGUAUGCAUCAUCAUACACAUGAAGAACAUAUUGAGGGUCAUAUGUGUCAUUCAGUGUUAAGUCAACAUUUUGAUCAGAUGUUGAAUAUUCACGUGCCUCAUCUAGGAGAUGUUCCCGUGCAUUGUGAAACGGAAACAGAACUCAAAUGUAGUUUCUUUGAAGUGUGUUCAUCAUGUGAACUUUUGCAUAAGUCUCGGAAAAUUUUGUUCGAAGAUGAACCAAGAUUUCAUACCCGACCCGAUGCUGGGUUCAAGGACAUGACAAAUAUUAUAAAUCCUGCCAAAUAUAUCAAUGUACCAGACGAGUGGUACAGUAUGCCGGUGGACCAGAAGUAUUUCAAGCGUUACAUCACCAUGGCAAUAUUGAAAGAUGAACAAGAGUAUGUGAUGGGAGAACUUAAGAGGGGACCAGAUAGCACACAGUCACCGUUUCCCAAUCCCCUGGAGUCUGUGAGUGUAUUGAUAGAUCUGGCCAACCACUCAGCUCACAUCUCUACGGUAGAGAGACAGGAGUUCGUACAGAAGGUUGUCACCUGGGCUCUGAACUUCUCUGUAACCACGGACCAGAAACAAACAUUUGUUGGCUUGUUACAAUCAAACUUAGAGAGUUAACAAGUUAUCUAUACUGUUGAAUGUUGACUGCUUGUGCUACUGAUCAAUUCAGGGUUUGACACUUAGCAUGAUUUUCCAAGGAUCCUGAAGGACUCCCAAAUUACUGACUCGGCAGCCCUCCUGUCUUUGUGGGAAUCCUCCAAAGAAAGAAUAAAUUUCAGAGCAUUCCCAAUUAUUCAAUGUAAUUUGAGCUAAGUAGGUUGCAUUAAGCUAAGCAUAUGCAUUUAAGCCGUUUUCUGCAGCUUCACAAUGUCUCUGUUUAAAAGGUUGUUCUCUCCAUUAUGAUUGAUAAUCAGAGUUUGGCAAUGUCUCGGCUACAGAGAAAAAGAUCUUGUAUGUGUGCUGGUCCGUGUUACGGCCCACUACUUGCUCUAGGAGACUGAUCCUGAUCAGUUAGGAACAAGCAAACUUCUUAUGUUAACCAUUGCAACUUUUGUAGCAAAUUAUUGAAAGUUUAUACUAAGUUGAGCAAUAGUUGCACUGAGAUAAAGGAUCCCAAUGAAUAGCAAUAGUUGCACUGAGAUAAAGAUCCCAAUGGAAUAGCAAUAGUUGCACUGAGAUAAAGGAUCCCAGUGGAAUAGCAAUAGUUGCACUGAGAUAAAGGAUCCCAAUGGAAUAGCAAUAGUUGCACUGAGAUAAAGGAUCCCAGUGGAAUAUAGCUAGCUGCCAGAGAGAAAGAGUCUUAACAAAUAUCAAGGAUCCUUGGAGCUCUAGAAUCCUAUUACUGUCAAACCCUGUAGUUUUACAUUCUUAAGUGUUUUUGUGUGAAAAUGUUGCCUUUGUGCUAAGAUAUCUGGAACCAUUAAAAAAUACUGUCAAAAUUGAUCAUUUUUAGCUCACCAGAGCACAAAGUGCUUAAGGUGAGCUAUUGUGACCGGUCAUUGUCCGGCGUCAGGCAACAUUUGCCUUGUGAACACUCUAGAGGCCACAUUUGUGACCCAAUCUUUAUGAAACUUGGUCAGAAUGUUUGUCUUGAUGAUCUCUAGGUCAAGUUCGAAACUGGGUCAUGUGGGGUCAAAAGCUAGGUCAGUAGGCCAGAUCAAAGGGAAAGCUUGUGAACACUCUAGAGGCCACAAUUUUGACCCAAUAUUUAUGAAACUUGGUCAGAAUGAUUGUCUUGAUGAUUUCUAGGUCAACUUCAAAUCUGGGUCAUGUUGGGUCAAAAACUAGGUCACCCGGUCAAAUCAAAGGAAAAGCUUGUGAACACUCUAGAGGCCACAAUUUUGACUCAAUCUUUAUGAAACUUGGUCAGAAUGUUUGUCUUGAUGAUUUCUAGUUCAGGUUUGAAACUGGGACAUGUGGGGUCAAAAACUAGGUCAAAAUGCCAGAUCAAAGGAAAAUCUUGUCAACAUUCUAGAGACUGCAAUUUAAGUUUGGAACUCGUGAGAAUUAAUCAGAAUGUUUGUCUUGAUAAUCUAUAGGUCAUGUAUAAAUCUGGGUCAUGUCUGGUCAAAAACUAGGUCACCCAGUCAAAUCAAAGGAAAUGCUUGUGAACGCUCUAGAGGCCACAGUUGUAACCCAAUCUUUAUGAAACUUGGCCAGAAUGUUUGUCUUGAUGAUUUCUAGGUCAGUUUCGAAACUGGGUCAUGUGGGUUCAAAUGAAAGGCUUGUGAACACUCUUGAGGCCACAGUUGUGACUCAAUCUUUAUGAAACUUGGUCAGAAUGUUUGUCUUGAUGAUCUCUAGGUCCAGUUUUAAUCUGGGUCAUUUGGGUUCAAAAACUAGGUCACAGGAAAAGGAAAAAAGUUUAUGAACACUCUAAAGGCAACAGUUGUGACUCAAUCUAUAUGAAACUUGGUCAGAAUGUUUGUCUUGAUGAUCUUUAGGUUAAAUUCGAGUCAGGUCAUUUGGAAUCAAAAACUAGGUCAGUAGGCCAGAUAAACUCUGAUGAGCGAUAUAGGGCCAACAUGGCCCUCUUGUUAGUUAUAAGUGUCAAAAAUGGCUGAAUUUUGCUAUGGGAAAUAUCCUCAUCAUUUUUUUAACAAUAGAUUUUAAAAAUAAUCCAUUUAGUUUGAAAUUUAAAAAGUGCUUAUGAUCACCUCAGAGGCUUAUUAGAAUGACGUGUAAUAUCAAAAGUAUAGUCAUAUUUAAAGAGAAAUCAAGGAAAACUCUGUUAUGGAGUUUUAUGUUUUGUUGAUGUUUGAAUGUACCAUAAACAACAUCUCAGGUCGUCUGCUGCUGUAAGGGAUACAGACAAUACCCCUUGACAAAAUGUCCCUGGUUCAGUUUGACCAAUGUGGAUGAAAUCCCUCUUUUUCAAUUGUAUGAAAAUUUUCACUUCAUUCUUUUUGAAAAAAUUAUAAUUAUCCAGUUAAAAAAUGUAUUUAUUUUUAAAUUUCUUCAGUGGUCAAAUUAAGCAGGGGUGGGGUGGGGGUGCUUUUGUCCAACAUUUAUCCAUGUGAAAUGAAAUGAAAGUGAUAAUAAGGUCACAAGUUGGACUAGUUCUACUUAUGUCUUAAGUUUGGUUAAAGCUGCAUUGGUUAGAAUUUUGUCAUGCCAGCUUCUCAUGGAAAUAUAUAACAGUUAGCUCACUGGAACUAAUAUCACCUCAACUUCUCAAAGGUUCCCUUCUGAACAAUUUCCGGUUCUGGUGUUAACACAUUAAUUUUGUUUAAUCAUAGCUGCCAAUCAGAUGUCAAGACAGUCGUGCCGAUACAUGCAGAAGUUACGUACUUGCUUGUUUGGUAAAACACUGUCUGCAAGGUCUUUAAUUGGUCUCGUCAUGAAUAUCAGGUUGUGACUAACCUCUUGAUAAUCAAGAAAAAAGUCCUGGCUUUUUGUAAAAUGAAGAAGGACUAUAAACUAUUUGUUGUCUUUCAUUUAGCUAUAUGCUCUAUAGAUUCUGUUGUCAUUUUUAUAUGCCAGAAGGGACGUAUUAUGUUAUACCCCAGGUGUCAGUCCGUCCGUUAGCAAUAUCGUGUCUGCUCUGUAACUUUUGAACUCCUUGAAGGAUUUCAAAGAAACUUGACACAAAUGUUCACCAUACCAGGAUUAUGUGUAGAGCACACGUUCUUCAAGGUCAAGGGUCACACUAGGGGUCAAAGGUCAUAUGAGUGUGUUUCGUGUCCGCUCUGUAACUCUUGAACUGCUUGAAGGAUUGUAAAGAAACUUGGCACAAAUGUUCACCACAUCAAGACAACUUGCAGAGCGCAUGUUCUGGAUGUCUUGCUUCAAGGUCAAGGUCACACUUAGGGGUCAAGGGUCAUUGCUGUGUAACUCUUGAACCCCUUGAAGGAUUUCAAAGAAGCUUGACACAAAUGUUCACCACAUUGACACGCAUGUUCUGGAUGGCUAGCUACAAGGUCAAGGUCACACUUAGUGGUCAAAGGUCAUACCUUUGGGCGUAUAUUGCUCUGCAUUGCGGUGCUCUUGUUAGAUAUGUUUCUUCUCAUUUAGUUGCAAAAUAGAAUAACUCUGUAUAAUAGGGAUUCAUAAUGCAGAAGCUGAUAUGUUGAACAUUUUCUGAAAUUGUUUCAUAUGCAUAACUAUAAUAAGAAUGUGAAAAUUUAAAAAAAUAUAUGAACUUUUUUCUGGUCUGUGUAGGUUUUGGUAUUGCAUACAUUUUUACCAUGUGAACCUUUUUGUUCAAAAGUAACUUUUAAUUUCUAUGUACAGGUGAUCUUUAAAAUGAAAUGUACAUGCAUUCAAAUCUAAUAAAAUUUAACUGUCCAUAAUUUCAACAUUAGACAAAUGUGAAGUUUCUUUUAGAUUAAUAAACUACAAUUUGAAUGGAAGAAUUUUCAAAGAGCCAUUAUAGUAGAAUGACAUUGUGCCGUAAAAAAACAUUACCUCAUGAUGCAUUUGAUGAAAUUAGCUAAGAAUAACUUUUAACCCUUACCCCCCUAAAUUUCUAUAAUGAACUUGUCCAUUUUAAUUUGGACAGUACCAUUAAACAGGCAGCUUACCAAAAAAGAUACUGACUGAAUGGUGAACAGUGCAGAUCUUGAUCAGACUGCAUGCAUGUGCAGACUGAUCAUGAGCUACACUGGUCUCAAAGGCAGAAUCAAUCAUGUCCAGCAUGAUAAGGGUUAAUAUUUGUAGAUCUAGUUGGUUGUUUAAUGCAUCAAUAUUUAGUAAAGGGAGUCUUUAUGGUCAAGCGGUAAAGGUAAAGCACCGCCUCGAUAGCCUAGUGGUAGAGCGUCCGCUUCGAGUGUGGAAGGUCGUGGGUUCGAUCCCCGGCCACGUCAUACUAAAGACUUAAAAAUGGUACCAGUAGCUCACUUGCUUGGUGCUCCGCAUUAAAAGGGAAACUGGCCUCUUCUCUCAUACCCUCAUGGCGAUGUAUUCCAUCAGGAAUGAGGUGUCGAGAGUGAUUAAUAUAAGUUGUAGAACUUCCUUCACAAUCCACCUAAAAUAAAUUAUGUAUGAACUAAGCGGUAAAGGUCACUAACUUUGAAUUAGUUUCCGCACAAUACAAUGGCUCUGAGCAGGUCAUUGUAUGAGAAAGCUGUCCAGUUAGCUUAGGGAAGGUCUGUUGAUCUACCAGGGUGCCUGUCUAUGCAUGAAGUAAUGACUACAAGUGCACCUGGUACCUUCUUGACCAUUAAAAACUGGAAAGUCACCAUUUGAUCAGAACAGUGUCUUUCUGACUUAAAAUUGAAAACAAAGUAUUUAGUAUGUCUUGUAGGGACAAACCUUAAAUUGACAACUUACGGGGAUUAGGAAUUUAACACAGAAUACUGGAAAAGCCCAAUGAGAGAUUUGAAGCUUAAUAUUUAAGAUUAAUUGUGUCAUUCAUAUAUGUAUGUUUGUUGUUGAUUUUGUUGGUUACAAUUUAGAUACUUUGUGUAAAUUGCUGACACGUUGAUAUUAUUUCAAUGAAAAAUAUCAAAAAGCUGAUGUAAUAGUAAAUCUGCUACUUAAUUUUGCAUGCUGACAUUUCUCAGGCCAGUAAUAAAGAGUUGUUUGUUUUAAAAAUAUCCUUUUAAAAAAGUCAUUGUUUUCAAUUGUUGAAGCAGUAUGUAGGAGGGUUUAUCCAAAUAUAAUAUCACUGCACGUUUAUUCACUGUUACAUUAUUAUAGUCAAUAUAUCAAGAUAUACACUAAUUCAGUUCUGAUUGCAUGUGUAAAUAUUCUUUUCUGGGGUCAUUCAUUUUAACUUUUAGCCUGCUGGCAACAAGUGACUCUGCCUUUGCGACCCAUGCAGACCAAUCAUGGUCUGCACUUUUCACUAUUUUGUCAGUAAAUUUUCAGUGCACACCCCUUUGAAUAAUACAUGGUAUUGCCCAAAUUGAAUGAUGGACCAGUCCAUUUUAGAAAUUUAGCGGCUAAAGGUUAAAAGCAUACCACUGACACCAUUUCACCACAUGCAAAAAAAUAAGGACAGUCACCAGAUGACAUCUAAAAAAUGCACCUCACCAUAUGAAAUGAUAAUCAACAGAAACUGUUGUGUAGCAACAUCUGUCUUCAAUCAACCAAAAAAUGUUUAAACAGGUUGAAUUUCACAUGUAGUGCUUAUAAGGCUUUCAAAAAUGUCAAUUUCUGAUGUUAACCCUUAUCAUGCUGGUUACAAUUGAUUCUGCCUUUGCCUUGAUCAGACUGCACAGAUGUGCAGGCUGAUCAUGAUCUGCACUGUUCGCUAUUCAGUCAGUACCUUUUUUGUAUGCACCCCUUUAAACAGUUAAUGGUACUGUCCAAAAAUUUAGCAUGGUAAGUGUUAAUAAUGUCACUGACAUGUGGCAGUUGUUAAAAUACUUUCCAUAACUUGUCAAUAACAUGAUAAAUAUACUAUAAAUUGUAUGUUAUUUUUAGAAAAUACUGCAAAAACAUUAAGGUACUUUAAGGAAUUUUAGUUUGAUUUUAUUUCAUUACACGUCUUAAAAGUGCUAUAUAUGGAUCAGUCCUCAUUUAUAUGACUUAUUGAUGUAGUUUAUAUUAAUUUUCUGCUUGAUUCAUUUUGAAAAACUUAGACAGUUGAGUUAUUUUUCUUAAAUUUGUGAUCAUAAAUGAUGAAAGUGAUAAUUUGGAUAUUCCAGGGUGGCAACAUGAACUGUUUGAAGAUUUUAGCCUGCUGGCGGCAAGUGAUUUUGCCUUUGCGACCAGUGCAGACCAAGAUCAGCCAGCACAUCUGUGAACACCCCUUUGAAUAAUAAAUGGUACUGCCCAGAUUGAAAGAUUGCCCAAUCAUUUUAGAAAUUUAGUAGGAUAAAGGUUAAGGAAGAAAAUAUAAUGUUUUUAAGAUACCGUCUUUAAUUGGUUAAUAUUCGAUUUUGGCAUACAUGUAUAUUUAUAUCCUUUCCUUUUAAGAAAUUGUUAAAAUUCUCGUAGCAUCAAAGGAAAUAUUAUUACAAAUAUUCCCUUUAUAAUAGCGCCAAUAAAACAAAUGACAUGUUCUAUAUUUCAUGCCAGCUGGUUUUAGUCAGAGGUCUUAAAAUUCAAACAGUUUUUGUUGGCCAUUCCAAGAGAUUUAUAUGAGCCGCGCCAUGAGAAAACCAACAUAGUGCGUUUGCGACCAGCAUGGAUCCAGACCAGCCUGCGAAUCCAUGCAGGCUGGUCAGGAUUCAUGCUGUUUGCUAACAGUUUCUCUAAUAGCAAUAGGCUUUGAAAGCGAACAGCAUGGAUCCUGACCAGACUGUGUGGAUGUGCAGCCUGGUCUGGAUCCAUGCUGGUUGCAAACGCACUGUUGGUUUUCUCAUGGCGCGGCUCAAUUAUACUGAUCAAUAGAGCUAGCCUGUCGAUGAUGAUAUAGCUACCAGUGUAAUAAUAAGGAGUGUGGAUCUACAGAUCUUGUGGUGAUGAGUUUGGGGCAGGAUUAUGUUCUCCAUGAUGAUCUGAUAAAAACAUUUCCCAUCUAUGUCUGACUCUUGUGGAGAAGUCAGCACAUACUUGUGGAGAGCAUGUUAAGUCCUGUAUUAGAACCAAGGAAUAAAUUUUAAAAAAAUAAGCUAAACCCAAAACAAACAAAGAAGUUUAUUAUUUUGAACAGUUUGUGUGGUCUCAUUUAAGAUAAAAAAGAAGAAUUAUUUUGAUGUUAUUAUUAACCUUUAGCCUGCUGGCGGCACGUGAUUCUUUUGAACCAGUGCAGACCAAGAUUAGCCUGCACAUCCAUGCAGUCUGAUCAUGGUCUGCACUGUCCGCUAUUCAGUCAGUAAAUUUUCAGUAAACACCCCUUCAAAUCAUAAAUGGUAUUCAUAUGAUAAAUGGUAUUGCCCAAAUUGAAUGAUGGACCAUUCCAUUAUAGAAAUUUAUGAAAAAAGAUCAGUUUCGUAUGAAGUUACGCAAUUUUUUCUUUCCAAAGUAAUGUAAAUAGUGAACGGCAGGCUAGUUGUUUUGGUCAAUAUAUGGCGAGUCUUGUUGUUAAAGUACUGUUGAAAUGGCACUGAAUUCAAUAUAUACAUUCGCUGUUAAGGAGCUCAAAAAAAUCUGUUUUACAAAUAACACAGUUUUUGUUAUUAAAUUAUUUGAGCCGCACCAUGAGAAAACCAGCAUAGUGCAUUUGCGACCAGCAUGGAUCCAGACCAGCCUGUGCAUCCGUGCAGUCUGGUCAGGAUCCAUGCUGUUCGCUAACUGUUUCUCUAAUUGUAAUAGGCUUGAAAGCGAACAGCAUGGAUCCUGACCAGACUGCACAGAUGCGCAGGCUGGUCUGGAUCCAUGCUGGUUGCAAACGCACUGUUGGUUUUCUCCUGGCGCAGCUCAUUUGAUGUACAAUAUGAAUUGUAAUCAUCCAGAUGUGAACUGUUAUCAUUUUAGCAUACUGUGAGUAUGGCAACCUUUGUUGUGAUAUUUGUAAUAAAGUCUCAUCAUGAUAACAUA
Messenger RNA from Mercenaria mercenaria, 13344 nucleotides. RefSeq names its product gem-associated protein 5-like. The transcript has 27 exons. The coding region runs from base 76 to 5592 and encodes 1838 amino acids. The record is from RefSeq and is a predicted model, not a curated record. Gene Ontology annotation, molecular function: protein binding. Lineage: Eukaryota; Metazoa; Mollusca; Bivalvia; Venerida; Veneridae.